Messenger RNA from Tilletiaria anomala UBC 951, 3553 nucleotides. RefSeq lists its product as uncharacterized. NCBI's taxonomy places the organism in Eukaryota, Fungi, Basidiomycota, Exobasidiomycetes, Georgefischeriales, Tilletiariaceae. The transcript is spliced from 3 exons. Gene Ontology annotation, biological process: regulation of DNA-templated transcription. The record is from RefSeq and is a predicted model, not a curated record. Gene Ontology annotation, molecular function: zinc ion binding; DNA-binding transcription factor activity, RNA polymerase II-specific. The coding region runs from base 232 to 3423 and encodes 1063 amino acids.
GUCAGACACCAGUCGCUGCGUCAAGUGGUCACCUGCGCCUCACAUACACGAACCUUGGAGGUAGGCUGAGCGUCGCUUUGCGCUCAUUGGCCUUCGUCGAGGCGGCGCUUCCGCUUCCCUUUCGCUGCCCUUAGGAAAGCGUGUCACACUUUCGGAUGGCUAGCGUGGCCUUUUAGCAUCAACGGCGGCAACAAGGGCCGCUCGUCAUACCAAGGUCGACGGGAUUUCAGAAUGGGCAGCAUGCCGCAUUUUCCGCCGCUACAGCACCAACAUCCCACCUUGCCGCCUCUCGGACAGCCGGUUGGCUAUUCGAUCCACCAUUCGGAGCGUCUCCACGCCAUGCUGCCCAGGCCCCAGGCAAACGAGCCUAACCCGCCUCCACCUUACCACCCACACCAACACCAGCGUCAGCAACAGCAACAGCAACAGCAUCAGCAUCAGCAGCAGCAGCAGCAGCAUCAGCAUCACCAGCUGCCACCCAUGCCUGGGAGUUUGUGGAGGAGCACCAACCCGUCUCUCCCAUCGUCCUUGCCUGCAUCGGCCUGGUUGCAAGGAUGUCCGACUCACUGGCAACACCACUCGCCGCCUCAACAUCGACAUCAGCAGUACCAGCACCCACACCAACAUCAGCGCCACCAGCAGCAGCAUAGAUCUCCGCAGCAUGCGGGAGAUUCGUCGAACUCGCAUGACCUGAAGCUAGAUGAUUCCUUCCCCGCCAACAGUGUCGGGCGGAAGGAGCGAUUGGCUAGCAGGGAAAGCGCGCAAGGCGAGGCGAGCGACUCACAAGCAGGGAACGGGACCGCCAAUGGGAAUAAAAGUCCUGCUACAGCUGCACGUGCGACUUUUUGCAAGCCGAAGCUGACGCCCAGCUGCGCUCGGUGUCGUGCAAAGAAGCUCAAAUGCGAUCAGCAAGUGCCGUGCUCAAACUGCAUCGUCAAGAAGCUGGAGCACGAAUGCCACAAGGAGGAGCGUGCUCCCCGGCAGCCCAAGAAGCGCAAGGGGGACGCAUCUUUCGAUGGCGGCGCCGACGAAGCUGGCGGAUCGGGGGACAAGGAUCCUGAGGCGCUGGAAGUGCUCAAGCAGCGCAUCGUCGAGCUCGAGCGCCUGCUUGCGCGCACCGGCUCCACGCACGCCACCCAGUCGAUCAGGCAGCACAAGGUCGAGGGUACCGCUGCCUUCCUCGAAGAGUACAUUAUCCGCGAAGCCCUCAGCUUCACCCCGGUCGCCAUUACGGGCGUGCACCCGUGUACGGCAGACAUGCCGAACAGCAGUGGCAUUUCCAUGCUCGCACCGACGACCAUGACCGCUGCGGUCACGUCGCCCAACACAGGAUCCCCGUUACGCCAGCAAGGUAACUCGCACAGGACCGUCGUCGCGUACAUGAACGAGUUUGGAGGGGCCAAACUCAGAGAGAGACCGAAUGCAUUUUGGGAAAAGAACGAAAAUCAAGAAGCGCGUGUGCACCUUGUCGAGAGUGUCAGGUCGUUGCUUGCGGAACUAGGGCCACAGGUCCGGGCAGAUCUCCUCCGGUAUUGCUGGCCUAUCCGUGCGAUGGGUAUGUUCGACCGAUGCAUCUGGGUUCCCGAGGUCGUGGAGAAUAUCGAGCGCUUCAUCCACCGGACGCACCAGUACGCUGAUGGCUGGAACGACAUGAACGAGCUUGCGCUCUUCUGCAUGGCCAUCUCCGUCGCGAUCCAGUUCUACCCUGGCGUUGGCACCGUGCGGCGGACACUGCCUGCCACAAUGAAGCACUGGAACAAGGGCAAGCUGAUGCUCUUCCGGAAUGCGGGCCGCGAAUGUCUCGCGCUUGAGCAGAACAUGGCAAUCGCCUCGCUUGAAGGCCUACAAGCACUGAUCCUGCUGAGUGGCCAAGGUCUCGACGAUGCCGACUACUCUGCGUUCCUCGACGACAUCCUCCGGCGUGGCGUGAUCCGCAUGGAGCUCAACAAGCUCGGCAGCCUGUCCAUGCUUGGCUACGAGCCAGGCACGACCGUUGAGCAGUGCAGGCGCAAGGAGAUGGCUGUUCGCGUCUUUUGGCACGUCGUCUCGCGAGACUGGUCGUUGGGGCAGUCGACGCGCACGUACACGUUUCUCCCCGAGCAGAUCACCACGCGGCCGCCAUUGAAUCUCAAGGAUGUCGACAUGCGCCAAGUCCCGUUCGCGCCGUCGCGGCCCUUUGACGAGUGGACCGAGACGUACAUGUUCAUCGCCAAGAUCCACCUGUCGCACAUCGUUAGAGGCUCUAUCGACAUGCUCAACGAGCAGGCGCAGAAAGGCGGCUCGAGCCGCGUAUGGAACCAGGGAAAUCGCGCCAUCCUGGACGAGCAGUACCAGUUCUUCCUAAAGCAGCUGCCGAGCUUCUUCCAGCUUGAUAUCCCCUUUGAGGGCCCGUCGGAGACGCAGAAGGGCGCCGCAGAAGUGCAACGCUGGCUCCUCCAUCAGCUCGUCUUCAGCCUGCUCCUCAAAUUGCACAGGAGCGAUCUCGGGAAGAAACGCGUGCAAAGCUCAUGCAUCAGCUUGUCAUACGUCAUCCUCGAAAUUCACGACAAGGUCCGAAAGCGAUGCCGAGUCAUCGACUCUUUGGCGAUCAAUCAGGAUCACGUCUACAGCGCAUGCAUUGUGCUGCUGCUGGACCUGUAUGCCGACCACAGCGCCGAGGCUCGGCGUGCCACUGGUCUGGACCGCAUAAUGAUUCGCUCCAAAAUCCGGCGCGCUGCCGGCUGGCUGGACAAGACGCAGCCGCGCACGGCAAAAGCGGCGCGUCUCUUAGAGCGGCUCCUGGACGAGGAGGAGCGACACGUGCAAGAGAACGGCGAGUCGGGCGUCGUCGGAUAUACACGCCUAAUCGAGAUCGCUGCAAGCAUGAACGAGGAGGAGCAAGCGCGCGCACGCGGUGAGACCUGUUCCCUGCGGCCGUCGCAUCUGACCGAUUCGCAUCAAUCAAAGGUCGACACCGGUCUUCACAAAGAAUCAUCACCUGGUAGCAUCUCGCGAUCGACAUGUCUGUCGUCCGAGACGCCGGCGACGCCGGUUGAUACGGCGCUUUACCCUUCGCUCGUCUGGCCGUACGAGGGGCCGCCGCCUGCGCUGACGACAGCGGCGAACGUCCUGCAGGUCCUGCGUUUCCCUAGCGCGUCUUCCGCCAUGCCGCCCGCACCAUCAUGCACGGGCUCAACCAGUACGGACGCAUUGCAUGCGCUCGCAAGCGGCAGUGGCAGUCGCGAUGGCAGCAGCAACGGCUCACCUGCUGCAUUUGGCGCGCUUGCGUCGACACCUGCGCGGUCUAUCGCCAGCAUGGGCGACGGACGGUCAGCUAAGGUUCCAGUGAUAGCAUUGGACCCCUCGCAGUCCUUCAACGAUGAUCUUCUGUGGCAAAUGGUUUUCGGAAAGACGACUCAGACCGGUUUGCAAAAGUCCCGCUGAGACAAUAGGUUAUGUUUUGUUUGCUUGCUAGAUUUCCUUCUUUCUUCCUGAUCUAGUGCUACUAUGCAUUGUGUGUUCAUAUAUCCUAUAGUAUGGUGCCAUUGGCUGCUUCCUAUCUAUCGCAAAUCAA